Aplosporella prunicola CBS 121167 is the source of this 1243-nucleotide messenger RNA. RefSeq lists its product as uncharacterized. Gene Ontology annotation, biological process: regulation of transcription by RNA polymerase II. The coding region runs from base 53 to 1243 and encodes 396 amino acids. Gene Ontology annotation, molecular function: DNA-binding transcription factor activity, RNA polymerase II-specific; zinc ion binding. The transcript has 4 exons. The record is from RefSeq and is a predicted model, not a curated record. Lineage: Eukaryota; Fungi; Ascomycota; Dothideomycetes; Botryosphaeriales; Aplosporellaceae.
CAAUCACUCGCUUUGUCGACGGUAGUAGCGAGGAAGCAAACAAGCAAGAAGCAUGCAGUCGUCCUCGGCCGCCGCCCGCAUCGCCUCGCGUCGGUCACACCGCAAGUCGCGCUCCGGCUGUGCCAACUGCAAGAGGCGUAGGAUCAAGUGCGACGAGAAGAAACCAGCCUGCACAAACUGCAUCCGUCACUCCAUCCGCUGCGACUUUCUGCAAGGCACAGCAUCAUCAUCCGCGCCUAGCACAACGCCAGGCGCAUCCCAAUCCCAAACCACGCCCACGACCUUAAUCACCCCGCCCACCAUCCCGCCCUCCCUCUCCUCGCCCCCCUCCCCCACGCUCAACAUCGCCGACCUCGAACUCCUGCACAACUACUGCACCUCAACCGCGCAAACCAUGUCGCCGCUGCCCGCCCUGCGCAGCCUCUACCGGAUCAACGUGCCAGAAAUCGGCUUCGCCUUCCCCUUCGUCAUGCACGGCAUCCUAGCCAUGUCAGCCAUCCACCUCAGCCAUUUCAAGCCCGCGCGCGCAGACUACUACCGUGCGCAGGCGUUCGCGCACCACGACCUGGGGCUGCGCGAAGCCUCGGCCCUCCUACAGACAAACAUCACCGAGCAGAACUGCCACGCCCUGUACAUCUUCACCAUCUUCAUGUGCAUCUUCACGCUGGGCAAGGGCCCCAAGCCGGGCGAGUUCCUCCUCUUUAGCGACAAGGGCAUCGCCGAGUGGCUCGUCCUCUUCCGCGGCAUCCGCUCCAUCAUCGAAAUGGCGCCCGACUCUAUCAAGAACGGGCCCUUGGGACCCAUGUUUUCGUCGGCCGUGCGCCGCCUGCAGAUGCAGCACGGGGCCGACCUGCCCGAGAACGAGAACAUAACGCACCUGCGCGCCUUCAUCCACGACACGACGCCCGCGCCCCUGCGGCCCACCUACCUGACCGCACUAAACGACCUUUCGCGCUCGCUCGCGUGGGUGACCUCUUCCCCGGCGCCAGCAUACGAGUCGCAGUCGACGUUCCGGUGGCUGUACUGCGUGGACAACGAGUUUGUGGCGCUGCUGCAGCAGCGCAAGCCCGAGGCGCUGGCCAUCUUUGCGCACUUUUGCGUGCUGCUGAAGCAGCUGGAUAGUGCGUGGUGGAUGCGCGGCUGGAUGUGCCAUCUUAUUGCGGGCAUUUAUUACGCCCUGGAUGAGGAGUUUAGGGCGUUGAUUAGGUGGCCGAUGGAGGAGAUUGGCUGGUUGCCGGCUUAG